Messenger RNA from Diachasma alloeum, 7148 nucleotides. RefSeq names its product serine/threonine-protein kinase PAK 3 (gene Pak). The record is from RefSeq and is a predicted model, not a curated record. The coding region runs from base 1402 to 3150 and encodes 582 amino acids. Gene Ontology annotation, cellular component: cytoplasm. The transcript has 9 exons. Gene Ontology annotation, biological process: intracellular signal transduction; regulation of MAPK cascade; protein phosphorylation. Gene Ontology annotation, molecular function: ATP binding; protein serine/threonine kinase activity. Lineage: Eukaryota; Metazoa; Arthropoda; Insecta; Hymenoptera; Braconidae.
GCAAAUGAUUUUUCGAAGAAGGCGCUUGUGUAGUUAGCCAAGAAGAGAGGACCGUGGCGACGGCGGGUGGUGAUUCAGUCCUUAUUAACUCCAUUCGUUUAUUACAACAAAAAAGUCACUAAAAAUAUUUUUCUUAAUUUCAAUCCGCAUCCUGAAUUAUCACCGACAUUGAAGCCACCCUUUCCUUUUCACUUUGUUCGCUUCUUUCAGUUUUUACAUCACUGUGCUGCUUUCUCUCUCUCCCUCUCUCUCACGCUCGGCGCGCGUGUGUGUGUGUAUAUAUAUAUAUAAAAACUGUGACUUUGUAUCGUGUUUCUCCACUGGUAGAACGGCCCAACGAACUCAAUAGUACUACGGUUAGUUAUACUCUGUGGAAAUAGAAGCAAAAGUCGUGGAUGAAACGAAGAAAUAAGAGAAAACAACUUUUCACACGGAUAGUACUUAGUCACUCUCGUCUCUCCAUUUUCUCCCCUCUGUCAACUAAUCGUGUAUGCAUCGGAGUGUAGAGCCACCCGUUUGUAUGAAUAUUUAUUUGUGUGUGUAGUGCGUGCGGUGAUUCACACUCUUCUGGGGGCGCCGGGCCGUUCCGUUUAGACAGAAGUGAACAUCAACCAAAAACAUCGAAUCGGUUUCUCCAGGCGUUUCCACCACUUACGUUUAUUCACUUUAAUAACCUGUCACCUGAGUACUUUUUUCUUUCGUAGAUCUUGGUUGAAACAACCAGAGAUGAAAGAGUUUAUCCAAAAAUAAAAGAAGGAACGCUUAUUCUUCCAAAGGAACAUCCAGCACCAACGUUGAAUUAGUUCUUCACCUUUAUUACGAAACAUGUUUAAAUGGAGUUGAUUCACUUCUCUCAUUUCAUUUCCAUCUGAACUUAAUUUUUUGACGUUAAGGGACUUGAAAAAUUCUGUAUUCUCGGUAAUAGUGAAACAAUUCAAUUACAUGUACAUUUGUCCCUUGUCCUUACAAGCAGCGUUACUGUGAUCCUGAAAAAUUGUGAUUUUUCAUCUUAAAUAUUAUUCAGAACAGUGUUUAGAACAUUUAAAAAAAGAGAGUGGGAGAACCUUUGAGUUUUUAUAGUAAUAAAGGGAAAAGUGACAAGACCGUUUCAACAUCAAUUGAUUAAUAGAAAAACCUUCAUCUAAAAGUAGAGUAAUCAGUUGCAGCCAAGAUAAUGCUGAGAUAUCGAUAUUCUUCAUCAAUACAUUAAUAAUAACUCUUUGGAAUACUGAGAACUGAAACGGAGGAUUUUUUAAAAUAUUGUGUUGUGACACAAUCGAUUAUUGCUCUUUCUGUUACAAUUACUCAUUGGUAAAAUUGUGAAAAAAGAGGAAGUUUCAACAAGGUGCCUACAAGUUAAAGCGACGGCGGCCACAGAGGGACUACAUCAGAAGUAGCAUAAUGUCAGAUGAAGAAGACAAACCACCUGCGCCUCCAGUUCGACUCACUUCCAACAGAGGUGACUCAGCACCAAAUUUGCCUGUGGAUAUGCGCCCAUUACCAAAGGAACCAGACUCGGAUGAAAGAAAAAAGAAAAUAUUAAAAGGGAAGAUGAAAGUCAAAGAGAAUAAAGAUAAGCCUAAUAUCAGUUAUCCAACGAAUUUUGAGCACACUGUACACGUUGGUUUCGAUGCUGUCACUGGAGAGUUCACGGGGAUGCCAGAAGCAUGGGCGAGACUGCUUAUGUCGAGCAAUAUCAGCAAGCAGGAGCAGAAAAAGAAUCCCCAAGCAGUGCUCGAUGUUUUGAACUGGUACGACAGCAGCAGUAAGGAAGUAAAGGGAUCAAAAUAUAUGACGACUACAAAAAUGGUUGGAGUUAGUGCCCCUUUAGACAGGGCAAGCAGUCCACGUAGUAUGGGGACGAGCAUAAACAUUGGAAUGGGAAAUCUUCGCGGACAAGCGAUGUCACAAGCCUCUGGCAGUUCGCAUUCGCAACAGUCAUUGAGUCGAGUUAGCAGUAGUAGUCCGAGUAGUACACCAACAGACGCAUGUGCAACCAGCUCCGAACAGGAAGAUGAUCCACCACCUCCACCAAUCUCAGCAAGACCUGAGCGCACGAAAUCAAUCUACACAAAACCAAUCGAGGAAGAACCGUCGUCACCGCCGGUCCCCACCUCUCUGGGUUCACCUCAACGAAAUGGGACUCCUCAACCGCAGCAUCAAUCACUUGAUAGAAAUAAAAAUCAGGCGAGUCCAACACCAACCGCGACUGAUCAGUCGAGGCCAGCUCAGAGUGAUAGGGCUCGUAAGAAAAAAAUGUCCGACGAUGAGAUAUUGGAAAAACUCAGGACAAUAGUUAGUGUCGGUGAUCCAAACAGAAAGUACAAUAAGAUGGAGAAGAUUGGGCAGGGAGCUUCCGGUACGGUCUACACAGCAAUUGAAACCUCAACGGGAAUGGAAGUGGCAAUAAAACAAAUGAAUCUUUCGCAACAGCCAAAGAAGGAACUGAUUAUAAACGAGAUUCUAGUUAUGCGGGAGAAUAAACAUCCAAACGUCGUUAAUUACCUUGACAGUUAUCUCGUUGGUGAGGAGCUUUGGGUAGUUAUGGAGUAUCUUCCUGGUGGUAGUUUAACAGAUGUUGUGACUGAAACGUGUAUGGAUGAGGGGCAAAUAGCAGCUGUAUGCCGUGAAGUGUUACAGGCACUUGAAUUUUUGCACUGUAAUCAAGUUAUACAUAGGGAUAUUAAGUCUGAUAAUAUAUUACUUGGAUUGGAUGGUGGUGUUAAAUUAACCGAUUUUGGGUUUUGCGCACAAAUAUCACCAGAGCAGAGUAAAAGAACUACAAUGGUGGGUACACCGUACUGGAUGGCGCCGGAAGUUGUUACGAGAAAACAAUACGGACCGAAAGUGGAUAUUUGGUCACUGGGUAUCAUGGCAAUCGAAAUGAUCGAGGGCGAACCUCCUUAUCUGAACGAAAAUCCCCUUCGAGCAUUAUAUCUGAUCGCAACGAAUGGAAAACCAGAAAUCAAAGAGAAAGAGAAGCUUUCUCCAAUUUUUCAGGAUUUCUUGGACCAGUGUCUGGAGGUUGAAGUCGAAAAGCGCUCAGGAGCUUUUGAAUUAUUAAAGCAUCCUUUCCUGAAAUUUUCAAAGCCAUUAGCUUCUCUUACACCAUUGAUAAUGGCAGCUAAAGAGGCAGCUAAGGGACACUAAAGAUUUCACAUGAACUUUUAACCCUGAAAAAUGGCAUGAAAAAAAAACACAAAGUAUUGAAAAGAUAUAUGGAUAUCAACCCUCCCGGAAUGGUAACGGCACAAUAAUUUAAUAAUAUAUAACAGUUAAUAAGUAUAAAUAGUAUAUGUAUAGGUAGUAGUUAGUUUAAACUUGUUCGAUACCGAGUAAGUAUCGAUUCAUUAUUUCACGAUUCACGAUGCAAUCGAUUUUCUAUACAGUGAAAAUUCAAUGUUGAAACCUAUGAAAUGAAGAAUGAUCUGGCAUAUUAUGGGAUGAAACAUUCACCAGUAAUUCAUUUCUUUUUGUAGAACGAAUGAAAACUUCUGGUGUUUGUUCAAUCCAACGCCAGUUAUUUUCUACAAACGAUAAAUUAGUAUUACUGACUCAAGUUGACAAAAAAUUAGCGAACUGUUGACAAAGGGAAAGAAAACAGCAACAUUACCUACUGCAAAAACGCAGUUAGAUAAUGACAUAAGCAGAUAUGGAUGAUUAAUUAGGAAAUACCUAUUCUAAUAAUAUUAUUUCAUCAAAGAAUAUAGUGAAGGAGAAAAAUAAUGAUUAAACGAAUACAAGAUUGGUCUUCACGUCAGACUUAUAUUUUUUGAAAUAUAAAAAUUAAAUUAAAAAGGAAAACUGAUAAAGAUAGAGAAUAUGAGAAUGUUUAAUUAUUUUUUAUCGGUCAUUGUAGAUUUGCAAGCAGCCUUCAUGAGUAUUUCAACGAGGGUUUUAAAAUUUCACUGAUCUUGAACAAAAAAUAUCAAAUAAAUUAAACUAUCAUUGAGGGUGCAACAUUUUAAAAGAAAUAACAGUUAAUGAUAACUCAGCUGACAUAUGGGGAAAGAGACUGUUGAGUUGAAAGUUAUACAAUUGAAGAAUAAUAGGGUCUUCUUACUAAUGUAUAUUUUUGGAAAACAAUGUUCAAUGAUCUAUUGGAGAGGUACAGAUAUGGCGGGCAAGUGCAAAUAACAAUGAGAACCGAUUUUCGACUUUAGAAAAGUUCUACGUAAGUAACAUGUGAUGGGUUGCGCUGAAAAUUGAGUACAAUGUUGCCUACACUGAUAGGAAUAAAAGUAAGGAUUUGUUUUCCAAUCGGACGAUUAUUCGUUCCUAAAAUUUUCGAUUUUUGUGUGAUAUAAAACGGGUGAUAUUCUGAUUGAAAAGUGGAUCUUUACUGUCAUUGAUAUUAAUGCUCUGAACAUCGAGUUCAAUUAUUAAAUGUACUUAAGUUGGAAAUCAGCUUCAUCAUUGGUCUUUGACAAUAUCCGUCAGGAUCUAUUUAAUGCUUUUCCGGCUUUCAUUUAACAUUCUUCCAAGUAUAUUUACUCAUUUUUCAAUUGGAGAACUUUUGGUACUUAAUAGUCUCCCCUCAAGAGGCUUUCUCAAUUGGUUUUUAAAAAACAAAGAAAGGGUCGUAGUGAACUAAAAUUUUCAAAAAAUCAUUAAUAAUGAGUUUGGAAGAUUAUUGGAAAGUGUUGAACCGUUGUUACGUUAUUUUCAGUAUUCAAUUAAUUAUUAAAGUUACUCUUUAUACCGGAAGUUAUGUGGAUCUUGGACGAUUUUAGCAGUUUACUUGUUUUGUUGACUGAUCGAUAAUAUAUGGCACAAUGGCCCAACAUUUUCUAGAAAAUUUUUUGAUUCAUUAUCAACAAUUAUUGAAAAAUAUAAAUUCGCUAUCCCCUUUUCUCGUUUCCCAAUAAAAAAAUAAAGCAAAGUACGUAUGAGUUUCUACAAAUGAAUAAAUUCGGUGGCCAAUAAAUAUCAGACAUCAAACAAAUGAUGAUAGUUUGACAGUAAAAAAUGUGCAUUAUUGGUCAUUAAUCAAUUCAUCACAUAAAUCUGGGCAAUUACAAACAAAUUAUUUGCUUGACUUUUCUCAAAUUGCUUAGAUAAAUUUAUUCAAAUUUUAUAUCAUGCAUAGGAAAAUUCGGGAGAAACGAGAAGUAAAUGGCAAUCUUUGUUGAAGUACGAUUUUACAUUUAUUCAUCUCGCGAUGCUAAUUGAGAAAGGAACAGAAAAAAAUGAUCUAAGAAAUUUUAAGACAAGGCUGAGGACGUAGGAACGAUUGUGUUGACACUUUAAAGUGCCUGUACGUCCUGUCAUGUUUAGAGACACGUGUCGUUGUAACGAAAAAAAAAACACCAAAAUGUAAUAACGAUGAAGAAAUUUGUGGUGUAAUCCCUCAGGGAUCAUGGAGUAUCGUUCAUAAACAGUUUAAAAAGACGUCUUCAUUACUCUGCCCACGAAGAAGUGUUUCAUGUACGGCGUAAUGAAUGUCGUUCGUCACUCAGCCGAAAUAGUAUAUUUCUAAUUUAAAAGGAUGUGAAAUAAAGUUGACACGCUCGCGUGCCGAAUUACCUCCUUCCCUCAGCCAAAGGACCAGGGAGUUAAGUACACGGGUAAGGAAAAAUGUACAUGGAAUGUAACCCAUGUGGAGACACAUACGUGUCUCACAACCAAUCACAUUGCAACAUUUUUUGCUAAUUCCGUCUAAUUUUUCAAUCUAAUCGAUUACACAGAUAUGUCUCUGUAUGGAUUACACUUUUUUAUUUUCACUUUUACCUUCAUCUUAGUUCGCGUACUUAGACAUUACUUUAUCACAUUGUACGUAAACCACCGUUUUCAAUAUACUAUUGGCAUUUUUAUCACACUGCCCAUAAAACGUCGUUUUACAGACACUUUUUGUCCGUCAAACGCUGCUUACGGAUAAUGUGAAGAAAAAUUAUGUUCGUGACUUGACCAAAAACAACUUUUCUGAUUCGUGUGAUUGCAUUCCUCGGCUUCGCGUCGGUCUGUAAACCUCACACUUGUCAGAAAACUUUUUUUGACUGCUGCCACGUUCACCUCGUACGGAAAGUACUUUUCGUUUACUUGCUAACGAAAAAGGUACAGUUUGGCCACUCGCUGAACGUAACAUCACUGAGAAAAAAUAUUGCUCGACACAUGUGAGACGGGAAUUUUCAGCUCGUAUGAUUAGUAGCUCUCGGUUUCGUCUCGGGCCGCCAACUUCACACUCAUGAAAAUUCCGUCUCACUCAUAUCGUAAUAUAUUAUUUUGACCUUGUGACGAGAAUUUUCUUGGCAUGGCUAGCUUCAGAUUAUUCAAUGUGUUUUUAUUCAGGUUCCUAUUCAGUCUUUACUUGUAUUAGCAACUAAACAAGAAUCUGAGAAAUUAGACGUUGAAUAACUUGAGGUUAGCCACGCGCAGAAAAAUGUCAUAUAUGUAAAAUCACACGUCCAAAGCCACUUUCCUGACACUAUAUAGGUCCGAUAAACUGCAAUGCUAACUUCGCUUCUCUUACGUGAUUAUAUGUAAACUUACUUUCGUCAGAUAAUACUUUUAUAGCCUAAUGGCAUAAUGUACUAUUUUGUCGCUGCUGGUACGUUUACCCCUUGCCGAAAAGUGCCUUUUCAUUCGCUUAUAAACGGAAAAAGGCACCGUUCGCCACUCGUUGAACGUUACACUAUUGACAAAAAAAUAUCGUUCAACACAUGGGCAACGGUAAUUUUUCGGCUCGUAUGAUUGGUAGCCCUGGACUUCGUCUCGGUCCUCCAACUUCACAGCCGUGAAAAACCUGUCGCACUUGUCUCGAAAUAAUGAUUUCAAUCAUAGGCCAGGUGUCCGAUUUCCGCACGCGAACAUGGAUCUUGUAUUUUACCACGCCUGAUCAGAAAUAUAUUUGUCCGUCUCGUAUGGGCGCAGCAUUGCCCGUCCCGUACGGCCAAUUCAUAUCCAGCAGAAUUUUUUAUUUCGGCUCAGUGACAAAAUGUACUACGAUUUAAGACCGUCAGAUCUUAUAGCUUUUUUUUAGCGUGCUUAUUCCGGGAAUAAGUAACCCAUGUUUCUUGACAGUGACUUGUUUUUUUGACGUGUUUGUUAGGUUCUUGUUCAUUCGAUAAAACAAAUGACAACACGAUUGGCAGCUGUCACUUGUUUUACAGAUUGAACAAGAAACCCAGCUGUAUUGACCGCAAGAAAAA